Molecule: messenger RNA, 1505 nt
Organism: Nematolebias whitei (Rio pearlfish)
Lineage: Eukaryota; Metazoa; Chordata; Actinopteri; Cyprinodontiformes; Rivulidae
Gene: ccdc77
Product: coiled-coil domain containing 77
Exons: 12
Coding region: 33-1505 (490 amino acids)
Cellular component (GO): centrosome
Source: RefSeq, a predicted model, not a curated record
UUGGAAGCACUUUAACUGUGUUUUAUGCUGGAAUGGGAUCUCCAACAAAGCAUACAACACCACGCAGAACCAACAUUCGUUCCCCAGGUCAGGAACAUGACUCCCCACUUCCUCCAAUCCAGGAGCGUCUGGCGUAUCUCCGUCCUUCCAGAGAGCUGCUAGAGUUCUACAGACAGAAGAUCGCCCAGUAUGACGGCGAACACGAGGAGCUGCUCCAGAUGCUGGAGAAGUACAGAGGCGUCACAGAGGACCAGCACAAACUACAGUGGGACAUACGACAGCGUGAAGGAGAGAUUGCAGAGCUUCAAAGUGCCCUGAGUGACAUGCAGGUCUUUCUUUUUCAAGAGCGAGAGCAGUCACUGCGACUUUAUGCAGAAAAUGACAGAUUAAAGAUCAGAGAGCUUGAGGACAGGAAGAAGAUCCAACACCUUCUUGCACUUGUUGGGCCUGAUGCAGGAGAGGUCACAUAUUUUCACCAGGAGCCGCCUCACAAGGUCACUAUUACUCAAAGGCAGCCUGAGUCCAGAUUUGAGGAGAGUCUCAGACCAACAAAAUUAAGACCGUCUGCGACCACAAAAGAGGUCAGCAAAAGAACAAAAUCAGCAGGUGGUUUCAAUAACGAAAGCUUGGAACGAUACAAGAAUGAAAACCAGACAUUGUUGCUGCAGGUGGAGGCGCUGCAGGCUCAAAUGGAGGAACAGACUCGUUUGGCCAAAGAGCAGGUAGAAGCUCUGCUUGAGGAUCGGAGGAUCAAAACAGAAGAGGCUCAGGCUCAACAACAGAGAGACCAGGAACGCAUUAAAGCUCUCACUGAAAAGCUCCAGCAAACUCAAAACUUGUUGCAUGAGAGCACCAGAGACUUCCUACAACUAAAAUUCAACGCUCGGGCUCAUGAGAAAAGCUGGAUGGUGGAAAAGGAUCGACUGCUGAGGGAGUUGGACUCCUGCCACAACCGGCUGAGAAAAGCUGGGUCCAGCAGCGCUGAGAUAGGGAAAACAUGGCAGCCCAGCAGCAGGACAGCCCUUCUCCUCCCUCGGCCACAGCCAGGGUUAGAGCAGGAACACAAGGAGCAGCUAAAGGUGGUUCACGAGGACUUGAAGCAAGCUCACCAUCUGGCAGAGAUGUACAGAGAGCAGUGCAUUACUCUGGAGACUGAACUGUCCCAGAUCAGGGAGGAAGGAGACGUCGGCAGGGAGAUAUUCAAGGAGCGUUCAGACAAGAUGGCCAAGCGUCUCCAGCUGAUGACGCAGCGCUACGAGGCUUUGGAGAAGAGGAGAAGCAUGGAGGUGGAGGGCUUCAAGACAGACCUGAAACACCUCCGACAAAAGCUCAAAGAUGUAGAGAAACAACUUCUAAAGGUAACCUUGAAUAUUGGCCCAAACCAGGACUUGGCCAUUCUGCAUGAAGUCAGACAGACCAGUUCCAGGACCAAAAAGGUUCAGAGUGAGCUGAUGGCGCUGAAGGCUAAAAUCUAUGGACUUGAAAAUGAGCUUCGAUUUAGCUGA